Molecule: messenger RNA, 2793 nt
Organism: Magallana angulata
Lineage: Eukaryota; Metazoa; Mollusca; Bivalvia; Ostreida; Ostreidae
Product: signal recognition particle 19 kDa protein-like
Exons: 5
Coding region: 64-525 (153 amino acids)
Biological process (GO): SRP-dependent cotranslational protein targeting to membrane; SRP-dependent cotranslational protein targeting to membrane, signal sequence recognition
Cellular component (GO): signal recognition particle, endoplasmic reticulum targeting
Molecular function (GO): 7S RNA binding
Source: RefSeq, a predicted model, not a curated record
CACGUAUCGAAAAGGUAAAUCAAGCGUCUAUACGACACAGAUAUCAACAUUUUCACCGACAACAUGGCACAACAACAGCCCCAGCAAGCACGGCCCUGGAACCCAGACUUCAAACACUCUGACAGAGAGAGGUGGAUAUGUAUUUACCCGGCGUACAUCAACAGUCGAAAAACUGUUACAGAAGGACGGAGACUUCCCAAAGACAGGUGUGUUGAGAAUCCCACUUACAAUGAGAUUAAGGACGUGUUACUGGCCUCGGGAUUCGGCAUCGGGAUUGAGAACAAGGUCUAUCCCAGAGAACUGGAUCACAGAGACCCAAAAGUCCGCGGACGGAUCCGAGUACAACUCCGCGACGAGAACGGCGGCUUCCUCAUGCCCGAGUACAAAACUAGGAGAGCAGUGCUUGAGGUCAUAUGUGACAAGAUUCCAAAACUGAAGACGCGGAUCCAGGCGGCGUCCUCUCAGCCCGCCCAGACACAGCAACAGACCUCUAGCAAGUCCAAGAAAGGACGCAAAGGGAAGUAACUAGGAAGAAACGGAGAGGGGCUCCAUAGGGGUAGUGUCUUGUAAUGAACCAAGGACUGUGUGGGAAUUGUUGGAAUGGUUGAAAUUCCAAAUCUAACUGGAUAAAGAGUUUUCUUGGAAAAGGAAGGACAGAAUUAUUGUGUUUGAAAAUCAAUGAACUAGAGAAAAAUGUUAUGGAGAACUUCAUGGAAAUGUAGAGAAAUGUGACUUUAUAUAUGAAUCAGUUUGUGUGUGUGAUGCAUGAAAGAGUUGUUUGUGAGACCUACACAAAAUUUGUUAUGCAAACUUGGGUUUAUGUUGAUUAUUUUUAUGUUGCAUUAUGAAAUCUAUUAGUCAGAUAUCUAGGUCUAUUUUCACACCAUUUACAGGUUACAAAUGCAUGAAACUUUUUUUCUUAUGCUGAAUGUAAGUCACUGCAAGUGUUGCAAAAUUUACAUUAAGGUAAGGUACAGCUAACUUUUUAACAGAAAUCUAAUUGUGAUGAUCAAGAAGUGUCACAUACAAUAAUACACAUAACUUGAACAACAUAAUGUACAAUGUAUUAAUCCAUGCCUUAUGUUUUUGAGUUAAAUUAUCUCAUCAACCAGAACUAAUUAUGUACCCUCGUAGUUUAUUUUGUUGUUGGAUUGAUCAGUUGAUUCUGUGAAUAAGUAUUUGACAGAGUGAACAUUUGGAAGCACAAAUUUAAGUACCGAUAGUUAGAUCAUUACAUUCACAGUUUUAUAUACUGAGUUUGUUGAUAGUAAAAAAAGAUUCACCACAUCCUCUCUAUAUAAACAUCCUGACUAUCAGUGUCAUGCAUUUAAUUCUGUACUUGCAUCUGAUGUGUGUUUUGUUCAGCUUUUCAUUUACAUAAAAUAUCAGACGAGUAUCCUUGUUUUUACAUUGCUUCAUGUAUUAUGAUGCCACUAGAACUCUCACUGAAAGAAGGUGAAAUAUGAAUGAAAACAUCAGUAAUGGUUGAAUUGAUUGGUAAAGUUAAGGGUUUGCAGUGUCACAUACCACCAGUUACAUGUAUCAUUAUAUUCUACUUCAAUGGCGUCCUCUAAGUAACGUCAAAGGUAUCAACGAGUGUAGUUUGUUUUUAAUGUACCUGUAACAGAAACACUUUUUGCCUCUGCUUGGGUUCUAAUCCAGGUCCGCUAGCGUGCAAGUCCAUCACUCUACCGAUCGAGCUAAAGGGUUACUCACUAGCCAGAGCUGGCAGGGAUGUCAUAUACCCGACUCUAUUAUUUUGUCCCCCUCCAAGAAAAGAGUCGUCUUCAAUUCUUCUGGGGUGCCAACACCUAUGGGGCAAGGUUAUAGAGACAAUCUCUUUCACUUUCCAAAGAAUACCCAGGUCCCAACAUGGGCGCCAAAUGUAACAGAGACACUUUUCCCCUCUGCUGGGGUAUGAAUCCGAGUCCUCUGGAAUGCAAGUCCAGCACUCCAGCAAUUUAGUUAAGGGUUAACCCAUUAGCCCGAGCUAGAAGGAAUGCUAUAUACGCGAGUCUACCACAUACUUAAUUUUUUUCUGUCAAACAAAAAACCAAGAUGGAAUAAAUAUACAUGUGGCAAUCUAGAUUUAGCCAAAUAUGUUUACAUUUUCCAGUUCAUUUGUGAUAACACUACAAAUCGAUUUUGUAAUGGAUUGUUCAAUAACUAUCCUUAUAUUAUAAAUUACAAUUGCUGGAAAUCAAAUAAGUAUUAAUUAAGGAAAUUAUUCUUUGAAUUUAUGAGUUAAUCAAAAUAUUCAGAAGUACAUGUACGUAACAAUCAAAUACGGUCGAUCGGGCGUGAUCAAAUUAAUCUUCUUUUUUAUCACUCCUUACGUAUUUGAUGGGUGUUGCUAAAACGCGGAACGGAAAACGGAACGGAAUGGAAAAUAUCAUCACGUUUAUCGCUUAAAAAGGGUAUAGACUGGCCAGAAACGAUUUACUUUGAAUUUUUUAUUUAUAUCUAAUGAAUGAUUAUCAACAUGUUGUUAUCUUAUUAAUAUUCAUAUGAAUGUCUAUCAAUUAUAGCAUUGUAUUCAUUCGGCUUUAGUUGAGUACGGAAACGGAAAAAUCAAAUGUAUACGAAUUGUGAAACAUUAACAUGAUUAAACGAGCAAAUUAGCUAUAACUUUUUACUUAUUUUUCUUAUAUGGUAUUGCUGGCAUAUCAGCGUAACGUACGCAGUUAGUGAAAGCGUUUUAUGCGUGUUUUGAGUAUUUUUAUAUUUCAAAUAUGAUGUACAUGUAUAUACUUACAUCAAAAUUGAAUUUUCGGUGUUCUAGACGAUCUUUUA